GCUUUAUCCUACAAAUGAAGGUUGUGGCCUAUGUAAUCUCUGUUUACAUAGGCGUGGUACACCCUGGACAGUUAGAGUGUCAAAUUUACAUCAUAGUGCAUGUUUUUGGACUGUGGGAGGAAACCAGAGAACCCUGAGAAAUCCCACGCACGAACAUGCAAAAUCCAUGCAGAAAGGCUCUUGUUCCCAUCAGGUCGCGAACCGGGGUCAUUUUGCUGCAAAGGCAAGAGUGCUUCUGUACCCAGCAUGUAAAAUAUGAAUUAAACAUUAAAGUAUUUUAUUUGUGCAGCUAUUCUUCUUAGGACACUGCACUGACUUCCAUUCAGACAACCUAAACAAAGUGUUAUCCCUGACCCUAACCAUAACCAGUUAAUAAAAAAAAUAUAACUACUUAAAGAAAUGAGGUUAUGCCUCAUCAGGGCCAGGUUUAUGUCUCCAGGAGGACGACUGGUUGGGAAGGAUGGGAAUCGGUAUCAGUCAGUAUCGGUCAAAAUUUUCAAAAUCACUGGAUCGGGAUCACAUAUCGGGACAGAUAAAAAUGUAAAAUUCGAUACAACAAAAAAAAAAUCCUAUAUAUGGCAUGCUUCACUAUGCAUAGAUGUAAACGUAAAUAGAAUCGGCAAAAGAAUUUAAGCUGUGUAUUUCCUCUUUGUUACACAUUUGGGGAAUUACGUCUUUGUCAACGACACAUUUUGUGCUGAGUCAUUUCAAAGACUCGUUGAAAUGACUCCGCACAAAAUGUGUCGUUCACAGCUUCAUAGUUCAUAAAGGGUCUAAUAAUGACUAUAUCAGAUCAAUACUGGUAGAUACUCGAGUUUGUCAUAUCUGUAUCAGACACACAAGAGUGGUAUGUCCCAUUCCUGGUCUUAACAAGGUCGGUGUUUAAGCCAGUAAAGGUCCCGAAGAGGACACACACACAAACUGACACAUUGACCUACUUUCUCAGCGUGCGCGCGCUCACUGAUCUUGUGCUCUCUUCUCGUGGGACGCGACAUGACAAUAACAAAUAAACAGUAUUACACAAACACGCAGAGUACAUUUUUUUUUAUUACGGAGGGGUGAAGCUGUGCGUGUGUGUGCCCUGUUGACGUGGCUCAGUCCGGGCUGUUUUCAUUUGUCUCCUUGCAUGACGGCGUUUGGAGCUGCGGAGGACUGGAGCACAUCCAUGUUUCCCUCUGCUCACGUGUACCAGUGCACGUCAAGCUGUCGCUGAAGCCGAGAGGAGGAGAAGAGCUUACUUAUUAUGGGAGCAGCUUUUGCUGUCCUGCCUCCUUUCACCACUCCUCCACAGCCAUGCCACCAAGUGUGCACCGGCAGACCACAGCACCAAGACGAGCAAAGUGUUUUUAAAUCAUCAUAAUUGAGCUGGCUUGUCUGAAAAUGAAACGAGGACAGACAGGUCUCAUUUCAAAGUGCCCGACCUUCUCCUCCCACGAGGAGAGAACUAAGAGACAGAAGUGGGGGGCGUCCAGCUUCGCUCUGUCCCCAGCAGAGGACUGGGGCAACCUGCCCCACCACGUUGUCCUGCAGAUAUUCCAGCAUCUGUCACUCAUAGACCGUGCCAGGGCCUCGUCUGUGUGCCGCCACUGGAAUGACGUCUUUCACACCCCCGACCUGUGGAGGAGGUUUGAGUUUGAGCUCAAUCAGCCGGCUACGUCUUACUUGCGCUCCACUCACCCUGACCUCAUUCAGCAGAUCAUCAAGAAGCAUGCACAGCACCUGCAGUAUGUUAGCUUUAAGGUGGACAGCUGCAUAGAGUCUGCAGAGGCGGCCUGUGACAUUCUCUCCCAGCUGGUGAACUGCACCAUUAAAACCCUGGGGCUGAUUUCCACAGCACGGCCAAGCUUCAUGGACGUGUCUCAGGCUCACUUUGUGUCUGCACUGACGGUGGUGUUCGUCAACUCCAAGUCCCUCUCCUCUAUCAAGAUUGAUGACACGCCAGUGGACGACCCGUCCUUAAAGGUGCUGGUUGCCAACAACAGUGACACACUUAAGUUGCUGAAGAUGAGCAGCUGUCCUCAUGUCUCCCCAGCAGGUAUCCUGUGUGUGGCAGACCAGUGCCAUGGUCUAAGGGAGCUGGCGUUGAACUACCACCUCCUGAGUGAUGAGCUCCUUCUCGCCCUCUCCUCUGAAAAACACGUUCACCUGGAGCACCUGCGCAUCGAUGUGGUGAGUGAAAACCCCGGCCAGACACACUUUCACACCAUCAAGAGGAGCAGCUGGGAGGCCUUGGUCCGACACUCACCCAAGGUGAACAUCGUCAUGUACUUCUUCCUCUAUGAGGAGGAGUUUGAGCCCUUCUUCCGCGAGGAGACCCCCGUCACCCACCUGUACUUUGGCCGGGCGGUUAGCAAAGAGAUGCUGGGCCGCAUCGGACUGAACUGCCCUCGGCUGGUGGAGCUGGUCGUGUGCGCAAACGGCCUUGAGCCCCUGGACGAGGAGCUGAUCCGUAUCGCGGAGCGCUGCAAAAGUCUGACGGCCAUCGGGCUAGGCGAGUGUGAAGUGACCUGCAGUGGCUUUGUGGAGUUUGUGAAGAUGUGCGGGGGCAGGCUGACUCAGCUGUCAAUCAUGGAGGAGGUGCUGAUCCCAGACAGCAGCUACAACAUGGAGCAGAUCCACAGUGAAGUGUCCAAGCACUUGGGUCGCAUGUGGUUCCCUGACAUGAUGCCCACCUGGUAGGAAUGAAGCCACAGUGGUGAGAAAUAUUUGCCUUUGAUGGACUUACUGUACGGAUAUUACAUGAGCGUUGUGUGUUCACAGUUAUACAU
Molecule: messenger RNA, 2768 nt
Organism: Solea solea (common sole)
Lineage: Eukaryota; Metazoa; Chordata; Actinopteri; Pleuronectiformes; Soleidae
Gene: fbxl3l
Product: F-box and leucine-rich repeat protein 3, like
Exons: 5
Coding region: 1381-2679 (432 amino acids)
Biological process (GO): SCF-dependent proteasomal ubiquitin-dependent protein catabolic process; entrainment of circadian clock by photoperiod; regulation of cell cycle
Cellular component (GO): nucleus; SCF ubiquitin ligase complex; cytosol
Molecular function (GO): protein binding
Source: RefSeq, a predicted model, not a curated record